Molecule: messenger RNA, 540 nt
Organism: Drosophila subobscura
Lineage: Eukaryota; Metazoa; Arthropoda; Insecta; Diptera; Drosophilidae
Gene: TfIIA-S
Product: transcription initiation factor IIA subunit 2
Exons: 2
Coding region: 89-409 (106 amino acids)
Biological process (GO): transcription initiation at RNA polymerase II promoter; RNA polymerase II preinitiation complex assembly
Cellular component (GO): transcription factor TFIIA complex
Molecular function (GO): RNA polymerase II general transcription initiation factor activity; TBP-class protein binding
Source: RefSeq, a predicted model, not a curated record
UCGAUGAAUCCGUGGUCACACUGCCGCCAACACCAAAGCUGAAAAAAAUAAUUAAAAAACGCGAUUUCUCGCAAAAAACAACGCAAUAAUGUCCUAUCAGCUGUACCGCAACACCACCCUGGGCAACACGUUGCAGGAGAGUCUCGACGAGCUCAUCCAGUACGGCCAGAUCACGCCAGGACUGGCCUUCAAGGUGCUGCUCCAGUUCGACAAGAGCAUCAACAACGCCCUCAACCAGCGCGUGAAGGCGCGCGUCACGUUCAAGGCGGGCAAACUGAAUACCUACCGUUUCUGUGACAAUGUCUGGACGCUGAUGCUGAACGAUGUGGAAUUCCGCGAGGUGCACGAAUUCGUCAAGGUCGACAAGGUGAAGAUUGUGGCCUGCGAUGGCAAGAGCGGCGAGUUUUAGCCCUGUCAUUGGCCAGAAAAUAAUUAUAUUUAUAAGAUUUAUAAUUGUUAAGUACCCUUUAUAUCCAAUCCACCAUUGAUAAAGUGUAGACGACCAUCCAGGCAUUUCAAGCGUUCCCACUCGAACAACCA